UGCCCCAUCAUUGGUGUCAGCGGGGGGAAUAGUGCCCCAUCACUGGUGUCAGCGGGGGGAAUAGUGCCCCAUCACUGGUGUCAGCGGGAGGAAAAGUGUCCCAUCACUGGUGUCAGCGGGAGGAAAAGUGUCCCAUCACUGGUGUCAGCGGGAGGAAAAAGUGUCCCAUCACUGGUGUCAGCGGGAGGAAAAGUGCCCCAACAUUGGUAUCAGCGGGAGGAAAAG
Messenger RNA from Staurois parvus, 225 nucleotides. Lineage: Eukaryota; Metazoa; Chordata; Amphibia; Anura; Ranidae. The record is from the annotation of a GenBank genome assembly.